This is a messenger RNA of Parastagonospora nodorum SN15, 978 nucleotides long. RefSeq lists its product as hypothetical. The coding region runs from base 1 to 978 and encodes 325 amino acids. NCBI's taxonomy places the organism in Eukaryota, Fungi, Ascomycota, Dothideomycetes, Pleosporales, Phaeosphaeriaceae. Gene Ontology annotation, biological process: protein processing. Gene Ontology annotation, molecular function: protein binding. Gene Ontology annotation, cellular component: endoplasmic reticulum; Dsc E3 ubiquitin ligase complex. The transcript has a single exon. The record is from RefSeq and is a predicted model, not a curated record.
AUGGCGACCGCGAACCCCCUUCCCGAGCAGCUCAUCUACCUGAUCAUACGAUUCACGGCAUCGGUACCUGAUCUUCCGCUUUCAAUAAAUGCCCCAAGAACGAUCACCACCCUCUCAUUAAAGCAGCUCAUUCGCGAGUACCUGCCGCCUAAUCAUGCUCCUGCGCGUCUUCGAUUGAUAUACGCCGGCAAGGUCCUCGCAGACACAGAACCACUUGCAAAGUCUUUACGAAUACCGCAACCUCCACCACGUCGCGAUGGGCCAUACAAUGAAGACGGGCCCGGCAGCAAGAGCAAAGGGAAACAACCGCUGCGCGACACACCCGCCGUAGAAUAUGGCACAACAACCGAACCCCCAUCCGACGCGAAGAAGUACUACAUCCACUGCUCCCUCGGCGACGCGUUGUCUCCCGCCGAAUUAUCCCAAGAAGCCACGCUCGCGCAAACCACAGAGGACUCGCUGAAGUCGCAAUACGAGUCGUCACAAACAUCAUCACAGCGCCGGGAGAGCAAGAGCUCAAUAAACGAUGUCCGCCGCCGCAGCUCUACAGCAACCGCACCCCAGCCCCAGCCCCAAGGCUUCGACCGCCUCCUCUCCUCCGGCUUCACGCCCCAAGAAGUCGCUUCCCUACGCUCGCACUUCCAGACAAACCUCUCCUUCACGCACACGCCCGACACCAUGCCCUCGCCCGCGGAAAUGCGCGUGCUCGAGGACCGGUGGCUGGACAGCACGGCUACAGACCCGUCACCCGCAUUGACAGGGGAAGGUGGGGAUACAGGCUGGGGUGCGGGGUUUGCGGUGGAGGACGGCGGGCUGGACGAUAUGCUGUGGGGGUAUAUGACGGGGUUUUUUUGGCCGUUGGGCGCGCUGGUUUGGGGGUUUAGAGAGGAGGGGGUGUGGAGUCGGAGAAGGCAGUUGGCGGUUGUGAUGGGGGUGUUGAUUAAUACGAUUUUUGGCUUCAUGAGGUGGAGUGCUUGA